Cynocephalus volans (Philippine flying lemur) is the source of this 2579-nucleotide messenger RNA. It is a transcript of the gene BRD9, whose product is annotated as bromodomain containing 9. Lineage: Eukaryota; Metazoa; Chordata; Mammalia; Dermoptera; Cynocephalidae. The transcript is spliced from 16 exons. The record is from RefSeq and is a predicted model, not a curated record. Gene Ontology annotation, biological process: regulation of transcription by RNA polymerase II. The coding region runs from base 88 to 1941 and encodes 617 amino acids. Gene Ontology annotation, cellular component: nucleus.
CGCUCCGGCCGGGCUCGCAGCGGCUCUCGGCCCCGUGCCGGGCGGCCCAGGCGGGCUCCCGAUCCGCGUCCCGGGCCCGCCGCCGCCAUGGGCAAGAAGCACAAGAAGCACAAGGCCGAGUGGCGCUCGUCGUACGAGGAUUAUGCAGACAAGCCCUUGGAGAAGCCUCUGAAGCUGGUCCUGAAGGUUGGGGGCAGUGAGGUGACUGAACUCUCAGGGUCUGGUCACGACUCCAGUUACUAUGAUGAUAGGUCAGACCAUGAACGAGAGAGGCACAGAGAGAAGAAGAAAAAGAAGAAGAAGAAGUCAGAGAAGGAGAAGCGUCUGGAUGACGAGGAAAGGAGGAAGCGAAAGGAGGAAAAGAAGCGGAAGCGAGAGAGGGAGCACGGUGGCUCAGAGGGCGAGGCUGGCGACUUCGACCCUGGGAAGAAGGUGGAGGUGGAGCCGCCCCCUGAUCGACCCAUCCGUGCCUGCCGCACACAGCCAGCUGAGAGCGAGAGCACACCCAUUCAGCAGCUCCUGGAGCAUUUCCUCCGCCAGCUCCAGAGAAAAGAUCCUCAUGGAUUUUUUGCUUUUCCCGUCACGGAUGCAAUUGCUCCUGGAUAUUCAAUGAUAAUAAAACAUCCCAUGGAUUUUGGCACAAUGAAAGACAAAAUUGUAGCUAAUGAGUACAAGUCAGUCACAGAAUUUAAGGCAGAUUUCAAACUGAUGUGUGAUAACGCCAUGACGUACAACAGACCAGACACUGUGUACUACAAGCUCGCCAAGAAGAUCCUUCAUGCAGGCUUUAAGAUGAUGAGCAAAGAGCGGCUGUUAGCUUUGAAGCGCAGCAUGUCGUUUAUGCAGGACAUGGAUUUUUCUCAGCAGGCAGCUCUUCUGGGCAAUGAAGAUACAGCUGUUGAGGAACCCGUUCCUGAAGUUGUACCUGUACAAGUAGAAACUGCCAAGAAGUCCAAAAAGCCAAGUAGAGAAGUUAUCAGCUGCGUGUUUGAGCCUGAGGGAAACGCCUGCAGCCUGACGGACAGCACCGCAGAGGAGCACGUGCUGGCCUUGGUGGAGCAUGCUGCUGAUGAGGCUCGUGACAGGAUCACCCGGUUCCUGCCAGGUGGCAAGAUGGGCUACCUGAAGAGGAGUGGAGAUGGGAGCCUGCUCUACAGCGUGGUCAACACAGUCCAGCCGGACCCUGACGAAGAAGAGACACACCCGGUGGACCUGAGCUCACUUUCCAGCAAGCUGCUCCCGGGCUUCACGACACUGGGCUUCAAAGAUGAGAGGAGAAACAAAGUCACGUUUCUCUCUAGUGCCAGUACUGCACUUUCAAUGCAGAACAAUUCAGUGUUUGGCGACUUGAAGUCAGAUGAAAUGGAGCUGCUAUAUUCGGCCUACGGAGAUGAGACGGGCGUGCAGUGUGCGCUGAGCCUGCAGGAAUUUGUGAAGGAUGCGGGGAGUUACAGCAAGAAAAUGGUGGACGACCUCCUGGACCAGAUCACAGGCGGAGACCACUCAAGGAUGCUCUUCCAGCUGAAGCAGAGGAGAAAUGUUCCCAUGAAACCUCCAGACGAAGUAAAGGUUGGGGACACCUUGGGAGAUGGUGGUGGCUCUGUUCUGGAUUUCAUGUCUAUGAAGCCGUACUCCGAUGUCUCUCUGGACAUCUCCAUGCUCAGCUCUCUGGGGAAAGUGAAGAAGGAGCUGGACCACGACGAAACCCACCUGAACUUGGACGAGACGACUAAGUUGCUGCAGGACCUGCACGAAGCGCAGGCAGAGCGCGGGGGUUCCCGGCCAUCAUCCAACCUCAGCUCCCUGUCCAACGCCUCCGAGAGAGACCAGCACCACCUGGGAAGUCCUUCUCGCCUUAGUGUUGGGGAGCAGCCAGAUGUGACCCACGACCCGUAUGAGUUUCUUCAGUCUCCAGAGCCUGUGGUCUCUACAAAGAACUAGCCUUGUAGGUAGUCUUCAGUGUCAUGUCUUUACCUUUUUUUGAGUUUUAAUUUGUAUGUACCGUUUUUGUCAUGAGACAGAGACUUUAUUCUUAUCCCCUUUGGCAUGCGGGAAGCAGCUCCGGGGUGGUGGUGAAUUGUCCGUCCUAUCAUGUCAGCAGUAAAGGGAUACCAUGUCACUGUACAUAGUCCCAGGAGUCCUGGAUGGUGAAGGUAAUAGAUGAAGGGAGUAUGACCAGAUUGUAAAGCCGUGGGUGGUUUCUUCCUGAGUGUCACUGUGCUGGUGUGGAUGUAUCUGUUUCUGCCCUGCCGGCCUCCAGGGUUGUCCCUUGGGAAGCACACAUGUGAGUGUGUCUGUCGUCGUCAUGUGCAAGUCCUGCGGGUUUCUGUCACAAGCUUGCGUUUCCACAUAGGCUGCAGUGGGGGCUGCUCAGGAGCCCGUGGGAAGCCUGCAGGGUAGGCUGGGAUGAGAGCAGCCUCCCAAUUUGUUUAGUUGAUGAGCCUGAGAAAGGAGUGCGUUGUGGUGAAAAACAGCGAUCUGUCCUGCCUGUUGCAGUGAAGCGUUCAGUGUCCUAAGUGGAUGUGUUUACCAGAUACCUCUGUAUACUAAGCACAAAUCUUAAUAAAGAGAGACGCGAA